CUGAAAGGCUGGCCAGACAGGAGUGCGCUUCCUGUGUGCUGGGCGACUUCCGGUGUGGACGCAGCCGCAGCAGCAUCAAGAUGACCAAGCUGCAGCUGCUGAACGCCUACCUGACGGAGCGGCUGGCGGCGCUGGUGAAGGAGGUGCUGGACGUGGUGGAGGACACGGUGGCCGAGUACCGCGAGGAGACGGCGCGCGCGCGGCGCGAGAACGAGAGUCUGCGGCGGCAGCUGCGGGACAUCCUGCUGCUGGAGGCCGAGACCGAGUGGCUGAGGUCCACCAGGUCCGGUUUGGGUUUUGCGUCUCCUGAGCAGCACGGUGACCUGGACCUCAGGCCCCGCCCAGAUGAGCCAGACUCCACCCUGAACCAGCCCAGGCCGCCCCCAGCCGCCAAAGCUGCGCAGGAGCAGCAGCUGCUGCAGCGGGAGGUGGCGCCGGCCGUCCUGCCAGCGGAGCGGGAGGUGCUGGACAGAACCUCGCCUGUCCCCCCUCACUCCUCCCUGUGUCCUCCCCCCACCUGUGCUCCUAAAACCCUCAUCGACCGUCCGGCGCUAGAGGAGGAUCCGCAGGGAGCGCCGCCCGCUCGCGUCAAAACAGAACCGUCGGAGGACAAAGAUCUCACAGAGUCGGUGCCACCGGGGGAGCUGCCCGUGGAGGAGGGGCCCGGCAUCAGCGGGGCGGAGCCUGGGCGGCAGGACCCCAACAGGAAGCUGGUCCAGCAGCCGCUGGAUGUGGGCUUCAUCCCGGAGCUGGUGCACCGCUGCCCCCGCUGUGGCGACGCGUUCGCCCAGGCGGCCGGCCUGCGCCUCCACCUGGAGCAGAAGAGGAAGUCCUACGCCUGCGACUGGUGCUGCAAAUCGUUCGCGCAGUCGGCCGACCUGCGGCGGCACCUGCGGACGCACACCGGCGAGCGGCCGCACCGCUGCACCUUCUGCUCCAAGAGCUUCAGCCAGAGGGGGAACCUGCGGCGGCACCUGCGCAUCCACACCGGCGAGCGGCCGUACAGCUGCCCGUUCUGCUGCCGCACCUUCAGCGACGGCGACACCAUGAAGAAGCACAAGCGCACGCACUCGGGGGAGAAGACGCACCGCUGCGCCCGCUGCGCUCGCACCUUCGGCAGCGCCGGCAGCCUGCAGCUGCACUUCAAGAGGGACUCCUGCUUCCUGGCCAACGCCUGACCCGGGGCGCCGCGGCCUCUCCUGUCCGGUUCUGAUCCCACCGUCCCUCAAACCCGACUAGAGAGGCUGUUGGUGCUCGUGUGGCGUCCGUCUGAGGCGACGGCUCGCCGCGACCCCCCCACACCCGGACCAGGAGCAAAGAACUGAAGGUUCUGGAAAGGCAACCGAUCCACACCGACUGAAGGAGGUUCUAAAGAUCCAGAACUGUCUCCUUGGUUCUGGUGAGGUUUCCAACUGCGCCCCCGCUGGAGGUCAGCUCAUCUGCAGUUCUUCUCUGAGAGGGGGUCCGUUCCAGCAGAACCGCCUGAACAGAACUGUUCUGAUCAUGAAAGAAGAGACAGAACUGCAGAAAAGACAACCAAACCUUCAGAACCGAGCCUGAAGAAGUUUCAGGAGGAGGAACAUGGAGGUUCUGGUUCUGGACAAGAGUUAAGAACUUAGGAUGAACAGACUUCAUCUUCAUGUCGGGUUCUGCAGGUUCUGUUCAGACCGUCUGCAUUAAACUGACUCAAAAACUGAAACAGGAUCCAGAAAAUCAGAACCGAUGGUUUUGUUUUUCUUGUGUUGUUGAGACUCCUCAAAGGUUCUUUCCAGGUUCUGGUAGCUCAGCUGGAGGUUUGUGGGGAAGCACCUGUCAGGUGUACCUGGAUGUUUCUGAUUGGCUGCUGUGAUCAUGUGACACGUGACCUACAGAUGUUUGCACAGCGUUCUCCAACAAAAGGAAGAUCCAGACGCCAGAGAACACCUGAUCUCCGGGUGCGCCUUGGUCUCCCUCUGGUUGUUUUUAUGUUUCAUUAAACCCAGGCGACCUUAAGGUCGACCUUCACGCUGCUAAAGAUCUACGGCUUAUGUUGUCCUAAUCGUCAUCAGAACCAUCAGUUCUUCCAGAACAUUUGUGUUCUGGUGAACCCGAUUCCCGUCUCCACGUGUGCUUUUGUUCUGAAGUGGACUAAACUUCAGUUUUUACCAAAGUUCUUCACGUCCAGCAAUGAUCAGGACAAUAAAACCACAUGAACUCUGA
Messenger RNA from Oryzias latipes (Japanese medaka), 2199 nucleotides. RefSeq lists its product as uncharacterized. The record is from RefSeq and is a predicted model, not a curated record. Gene Ontology annotation, cellular component: nucleus. NCBI's taxonomy places the organism in Eukaryota, Metazoa, Chordata, Actinopteri, Beloniformes, Adrianichthyidae. Gene Ontology annotation, biological process: regulation of gene expression.